Messenger RNA from Arabis nemorensis, 3210 nucleotides. The record is from the annotation of a GenBank genome assembly. NCBI's taxonomy places the organism in Eukaryota, Viridiplantae, Streptophyta, Magnoliopsida, Brassicales, Brassicaceae.
AUGGCGACUCCGCCGGCAGAAUCUCGCAGCAACAGAGCGGCGGUGCAGGCUACGAACGACGAUGCAUCCGCCAGUAAAUUGUCUUGUGUCAAAAAGGGAUACAUUAAAGACGAUUAUGUUCAUCUCUUUGUGAAAAGACCUGUUCGAAGAUCUCCAAUCAUUAAUAGAGGUUACUUUUCUCGUUGGGCUGCCUUCCGGAAGCUUAUGUUUCAGUUUCUCGAAAGUCCUCCUCAAACCAAGAAACAGAUACUGUCACUUGGAGCUGGCUUUGAUACCACGUAUUUUCAGUUGCUGGAUGAGGGUAAAGGGCCCAAUUUGUAUGUGGAAUUGGAUUUUAAGGAGGUGACAAGUAAGAAGGCUGCUGUUAUAGAAAACUCCAGCCAACUGAGGGACAAACUAGGAGCAAAUGCAUCUAUUUCAAUUGAGGAAGGCCAAGUGCUCAGUGAUCACUACAAGUUACUUCCAGUCGACCUGCGUGAUAUACCAAAAUUAAGAGAUGUUAUAUCCUCUGCAGAUAUGGAUCCAAGUCUGCCGACAUUUAUUAUUGCAGAAUGUGUUUUGAUAUAUCUGGACCCCGAUUCAAGCCGUGCCAUCGUCAAUUGGGCGUCAAAAGCGUUUUCAACUGCAGUAUUUUUCUUAUACGAGCAGAUCCAUCCCGAUGAUGCAUUUGGACACCAAAUGAUUAGAAAUUUGGAGAGUCGGGGGUGUGCACUCUUAAGCAUUGAUGCAUCACCCACUUUACUUGCAAAGGAGAGAUUGUUUCUUGACAAUGGUUGGCAGAGAGCUGUUGCCUGGGACAUGCUAAAAGUGUAUGGUAGUUUUGUUGAUGCUCAAGAAAAACGCAGGAUCGAGCGAUUGGAGUUGUUUGAUGAAUUUGAAGAGUGGCACAUGAUGCAGGCAAGUCCGUCUCCACCUUAUUAUGUGAACAUUACUGUGUGGCAUAUGCUGUCAAUGACGCAAUGGGAAUAUUUGGGGGUUUUGGUUUCACUAGAGAAGGGGGCGGUGAAAACAUCAGUAUCUCAUCAACAUCGUCACCUUGAAAAAGGAGGAGGUUUUUUUUGGCUUGGAUCCCGGGCAAUUGCAAAUGCCUCCAAGCUCGACAGUGAGGACGCCGUCCGUCGCUGCAAGGAGCGGCGUCGUUUGAUGAAGGACGCCGUCUAUGCUCGCCACCAUCUCGCCGCCGCUCACUCUGACUAUUGCCGCUCCCUUCGUCUCACCGGCUCCGCCCUCUCCUCCUUUGCCUCCGGCGAGCCCCUCUCCGUGUCUGAAAACACCCCCGCUGUUUUUCUCCGCCCCUCGGAGCAGCGUGUCCCUUCCCCCCCGAAGCCCUCUCCUCCUCCUCCUCCUCAGCCUCACGUCCGCCGCCGCAAGCCGGCUCAUCCUCAACCCCGGCUUCCUCACAUUCUCUCCGAAUCCUCUCCUUCUUCCUCUCCGGUCAGCGAGCGCUCUAAUCUGACUUCUAGGUCUUUCUAUCCAACUGCUUUUCAGAACUCCACUUACUCUCGCUCUCCUUCCCAAGCUUCCUCCGUCUGGAACUGGGAGAAUUUCUACCCUCCUUCUCCUCCUGACUCCGAGUUCUUCGAACAGAAAGCUCGUGAGAAGCACCCUCCACCAUCCCUCUACGACUCUGAAACUGAGAGAUCGGAGCGCGAUUUCUCCCACAGACGCAAACCUAGACAUGAUGCCGCCGAAGAAGUUCACUGCAGCGAAUGGGGCGACGACCAUGAUGACACCACUUCCUCUGAUGACGACACCCAUCCUCACGCUUCCAGAUCCGAUGUUGAGUCGCAUGCUCCUGCAGAGCCUCUGCAACAUCACAAUACGCACCAAGACCACGGGAAAGACAAGACGACUACCAACUCUGACCAUGUUUUCACUUCUUCCAAGACCAAAUUGGUGGUCAGGCACAGGGAUUUGAAGGAGAUUUUGGACGCCGUUCAAGACUACUUCGACAAGGCUGCCUCCGCUGGAGACCAGGUCUCCGCCAUGCUUGAGAUCGGCCGGGCUGAGCUCGACCGCAGUUUCAGCAAGCUGAAGAAGACUGUGUAUCAUUCAAGCAGUGUGUUCAGCAACUUGAGUGCAAGCUGGACCUCAAAACCCCCUUUGGCAGUCAGAUACAAGCUCGAUGCAUCUACCCUGAAUGAUCAAGGCAGCCUCAAGAGCCUCUGCUCCACUCUAGACCGACUCCUGGCUUGGGAGAAGAAGCUCUAUGAGGAUGUCAAGGCAAGAGAAGGAAUUAAGAUUGAGCACGAGAAGAAGCUGUCUGCGUUGCAGAGUCAGGAGUACAAGGGAGGCGAUGAAUCCAAGCUUGACAAGACUAAAACUUCCAUAACCAGACUGCAAUCACUGAUCAUUGUUACUUCAGAAGCUGUUUUAACUACGUCUAAUGCCAUUCGCCGUCUCCGGGACACUGACCUUGUGCCUCAGCUUGUUGAACUCUGCCACGGAUUAAUGUACAUGUGGAAGUCAAUGCACGAGUACCACGAAAUCCAGAACAACAUCGUCCAACAAGUGCGUGGCCUGAUCAACCAGACAGAGAGAGGUGAGUCAACAUCAGAAGUACACAGGCAGGUGACGCGAGACCUAGAGUCAGCUGUCUCCUUGUGGCACUCGAGCUUCUGUCGCAUCAUCAAAUUCCAAAGGGAGUUCAUAAGUUCCCUCCACUCGUGGUUCAAGCUCAGCCUUGUUCCCCUGAGCAACGAAGACCCAAAGAAGCAGCGGUCAGAUACAUUUGCCUUGUGUGAAGAGUGGAAGCAGAGCCUGGAACGUGUGCCUGACACGGUGGCAUCAGAAGCCAUAAAGAGCUUUGUAAAUGUGGUGCAUGUGAUAUCGAUAAAGCAGGCUGAAGAGGUGAAGAUGAAGAAACGCACGGAGAGUGCAGGAAAGGAACUGGAGAAGAAGGCAUCGUCACUGAGGAGCAUAGAGAGAAAGUACUACCAGGCCUAUUCGACCGUGGGGAUAGGGCCUGGACCGGAGGCCUUGGAUGCACGGGACCCGCUUUCUGAGAAGAAAUCAGAGCUGGCGGCGUGUCAGAGGCAGGUGGAGGAUGAGGUGAUGAGGCACGUAAAGGCCGUGGAGGUGACACGGGCAAUGACUCUAAACAAUCUUCAAACCGGCCUGCCAAAUCUGUUCCAAGCCAUGACCAGCUUCUCAUCUCUCUUCACAGACUCUCUCCAGACCGUCUGUUCUCGUUCCUACUCCAUCAACUGA